GAUACCGCCCAGUCGGGCUACAUGCCCAACCAUAAUAUUGACCCGACAGCAUUGAGCUCUUACGGGCAUGCUUGGACAUACACAUCUAAUGCUGGUGAAGGUUUCAGCGCCAAGCCUCUCACCUACACGCCAACUGGAUACUCCCAUGAGCUGGUUAUUAUCGCAUCACAAAAAAACAUUGUUCGAGUCAUAGAUGGCAUUUCUGGCCAACUACUCUUCUCACGAACUCUGGACCCUCCUUUCCAGGCUUCCGACUCCAGUUGUGGUGAUAUCUCGCCAACGAUUGGCAUCACAGGAACACCCAUUAUCGAUCCGAGUACCGACAUCAUGUAUUUCUUCUCUAAAGGAUACAAGAACGCCGCAACUGGCCCUGUCAAUACCCUUGCUGGCCAAUACAAAUUCUACGCCGUCCAACUACCUGCGUUGACUGACAUUCCUGGUUACCCCAUCAUCAUCGAUGGCCACUAUGCUAACAACGACCACACUCGCUACUUUGUUGGUGGAACUCUGUUGCAGCGACCUGGUCUGGCAAUGAUUGGCAAUAGUAUUAUUGCUGGUUUUGGUGGCCACUGCGAUAAUUUCAACUACACAGGAAUGCUCGUGUCAGUUAAUAGGUUGACUGCCACUAUCAGUAACAUUCAGGCAAUGGUAGCCUCGCCCGCGGAACAAGACAACUACUUGAAGCAAACAGGCGGAAAAGCAGGCAUCUGGCAAGGGGGGAUGGGUCUCGCCGUGAAUGGAAAUAACGUUUACUUCGUUACUGGAAAUGGCGUUGGCGCCGGUAUCAAUAAAGGCACGACUCCUUUCAGCGGCAAAUUGUACUCCAGCACACUCGAACAAGUCGUAGCAAGAUUCUCUGUAGAUCCCAGCUCUGGCUCCCUUACACAAGCAGAUUGGUUCGAGCCUUACAAUUUUGAUACCCAACUAGACGGAGGUGACCGAGACAUGGCUUCGGCAGGUGUCGCCCUUUUGGACCGCAAUACGUUCAAUGCACCCUCUGCAGGCGUCAACGGAAUUGCUGUUGCCUCUGGUAAAGAUGGCAUUGUCUAUGUCAUGAACGCCGACAAUCUUGGUGGCUUCUACAAUGGCGUUGGUACACCUCCUGAUGCUACUCUGCAGCAAAUUGCCGUAUCUUCGGGCUCUUUUUACGGAGGCGUUGGAAGUUCUCCGAUUGAUGGCGGCUACCUCUACUUUUGUCCCACUGGAGGUCCUCUCUAUGCUUAUAGUUAUGGAUUGGAUGGAAGUGGCAAUCCACACUUCACUCUGGCUGGACAAAUCCAAGCAACGGGAACCACUUUCGCUUGUAAUGGAAACCCAACGGUCACUAGCUUAAACGGUCAACCAGGUUCUGGAGUUGUUUGGCUGUCUGACGUAAACGCAGGCUUGGUUGCCUUUCACGCUGUCCCUGUGAACGGAGUUCUUGUUCAAAUUCCUCUCGGUUGGUCGACUGGACGACUUAACAAGAUGCAGCGACCGUCUUUUGGAAACCGCAGGGUCUAUACAACGGAA
Messenger RNA from Hyaloscypha bicolor E, 1509 nucleotides. RefSeq lists its product as uncharacterized. The transcript has 7 exons. The annotation marks the transcript as partial. The record is from RefSeq and is a predicted model, not a curated record. Lineage: Eukaryota; Fungi; Ascomycota; Leotiomycetes; Helotiales; Hyaloscyphaceae.